AUGGUACUACUGACAAGAUUACUGAGGAAGGCUAUGCUAAUAUUCAUGGUAAAGGUGGCGGGUGCUCCUAGUGAUAAUAGUACGCAAGUACAAGAUGCGGAGCGAGUAAAUGCUUGGUUAAAAAAACGAGAUGAAUUUGUUGCGGCUAAUCCUACUGAUAAGCCCGAUAUUUUAACCGAGUUGGCUUUGGAUAACAUGCGACAAUUAGAUUACGAAAAUUUCAAUCCCGAAGACUUUCUUUGA
Messenger RNA from Ambispora leptoticha, 243 nucleotides. NCBI's taxonomy places the organism in Eukaryota, Fungi, Glomeromycota, Glomeromycetes, Archaeosporales, Ambisporaceae. The record is from the annotation of a GenBank genome assembly.